This is a messenger RNA of Cloeon dipterum, 846 nucleotides long. RefSeq names its product 26S proteasome non-ATPase regulatory subunit 10-like. The transcript has 5 exons. The record is from RefSeq and is a predicted model, not a curated record. NCBI's taxonomy places the organism in Eukaryota, Metazoa, Arthropoda, Insecta, Ephemeroptera, Baetidae. Gene Ontology annotation, molecular function: protein binding. The coding region runs from base 56 to 733 and encodes 225 amino acids.
AUGUGACAAUGAGACGCUGAGAGAGUGAAGCAGUGAAAUAAAUAAAUAAAUAAACAUGGCGAUGUCUGAUGGUAAUGUGUACGAUUCGGCCUUCAAAGGAGACUUUGAACAUGUCAGGAUAAACCUGGAGAAAGAUCCUUCGUGGGUUUCUAAACAAGACAGUAACGAAAGACUGUUACUUCAUUGGGCUGCUGUAGGAGGACAUUUACCCAUUGUCAGCUUGUUGCUAGAAAAAGAUGCUGCAGUAAACCAAGCAGAUGACUUUGGUGGAACGCCUUUGAUACUAGCUGCAUCUGCUGGCAGAGAAGAAGUCGUCAAACUAUUGCUGAAACACAAUGCUAAUGUAAACGCAAAGAACCAGCCCGGCCAUUCGCCUCUACAGUUAGCAGCAUCCAAAGGAUGGAAAGGUAUUAUUCAAUCACUCUUGGACGCUGGGGCCGAUGUAAAUGCAAAGGACCACAGGGGCGCCACUGCGCUCCACAGAGCUGCGUCACUGGGCCAAACAGCCAUCGUGAAUGUCUUGCUUGCAACACCAGGCAUCGCCAUCUCCCCAGUAGAUGCAGAUGGAAACACUCCCUUACACCUUGCAUGUGAGGAGGACCGGCGUGAAGUAGCCACUGAGCUUGUUCAGCGUGGUGCUUCUUUGACCAUGAAAAACAAAGAAGAGAAAACGCCAAUCGACAUAGCUUCGUCAGGACUUGUUCGACAACUCCGAGAGUGUUCCGAGCAGUAGGUGUAACGCAUUGGACUUCUGCGAGUUUACAAAUUCUCAACCAUCACAGAAGUGCAUCAGACUGUCAAAUGUAUUUAAUGGCUGCAAUUAAUGAAAGCGACUGCUUGAUUUUA